This is a messenger RNA of Gasterosteus aculeatus aculeatus (three-spined stickleback), 4033 nucleotides long. RefSeq lists its product as uncharacterized. NCBI's taxonomy places the organism in Eukaryota, Metazoa, Chordata, Actinopteri, Perciformes, Gasterosteidae. Gene Ontology annotation, molecular function: protein binding. The record is from RefSeq and is a predicted model, not a curated record.
AGACUGUAUCGGACUUUUGGAAAGAAGCGCAGACAGAGGAGGGAUCCCCUGGAACAUGGACCAGAUCUUUGAUAACGCGCGGCCGGUCUGCAGCCCAGAGCAGCAUCCGCCGGCGCCCUGAGGGGGGGGGAGGACGGCCUCUGCUUUCUUCAACAGGAAGCAGAUCGUUUUGUGGCGUUUCACAGUUCGCUCUGUCCGUCACUAGAACGCAGGAAGAGACGGAAUAUUUAAGGCGUUAAUAAAUCCGAAGGACUCCAACGUUGGAAUCCAGCGGGCGAGCCGUGAUGGUGUCACUCAAAGAGGAGCUCUUCAAAGCUCUACAGGACUUAAAAGAAGAGGAGUUUGAGGAAUUCAAGUGGUGGAUGAAGGAGGAUGUAGUCAUGGAGGGCUUCCCAGGCAUCCCCAUGGAGAAAGUGGAGAAAGCGAAAAGGACGGCCAUGGUGGAUCUGAUGGUCCAGAAGUAUCGCGGACCCGGAGCCAGGAAGAUCACCGCAAAGAUUUUAGAAAAGGUCGGCAGGAAUGAUCUGGUGCAGCGUUUCCAAAAUACCAGCAAUGAUGUUGCCCAAGAACAAAAGGCUGAAAGAAAGAACCCAGAAUUAAAGUGGGUCCAGCAGUUCGCAGUGGAUGUGACUCUGGACCCUGACACGGUCCAUCCUCAUCUCGUCCUGUCUGCUGAUAGGAAACGAGUACAUCACAGCGAUGUGAGGAAGACGCUACCGGACAACCCCAAGCGAUUUACCAAAUGUGUGAACGUCUUAGGGAAGCAGGGUUUCUCUUCCAAAAGAUUUUACUUUGAGGUUCAGGUAAAACGAAAGACUGCCUGGGCUUUGGGAGUGGCCAAAGAGUCGAUCAACAGAAAGGUACGUGUCAAGGCAGACCCAGAGAACGGCUACUGGACCCUAAUGAUGACGGAUGGAGAAGAGUAUAGAGUCAACGGUAAUGAUCCCAUCCAUCUCUCCCUGAGUUGCCCCCUUCAGAAGGUGGGGGUGUUUGUGGAUCAUGAAGAGGGCGUGGUCUCCUUUUAUGACGUAGAGGCCGCAGUUCAUCUCUACUCCUUUACCGGCUGCUCCUUCAGCGAAAAGCUCUACCCCUUCUUUACUCCUUUUACUAACGAUGGUGGUAAAAACUCCGUCCCUCUGAUCAUCUCUCCCGUCAACCAACAUCUGAAAACACAUUUUGCUGCUGAUCAAACAGAAGAUUAUGAAAAGAAGAAGGCCGAGCUGAUGAGCGUGCAGCAGUUUGCGGUGGAGGUGACUCUGGAUCCCGACACGGCUCAUCCCAACCUCAUCCUGUCUGGUGACGGGAAGCAGGUCUACCACGGCGACUUGAGGAAGAUUCUACCGGACACCCCCGAGAGAUUCUUCAGAUGCGUGAAUGUCUUGGGGGAGCCGGGUUUCUCAUCGGGAAAAUUUUACUUUGAGGUUCAGGUUGAACACAAAACCGACUGGACUGUAGGAGUGGCAAGAGAGUCGAUUGAAAGGCAGGGGGGGAUCACACUUGGUCCUGGUUUUGGUUUCUGGACCAUUUGUUUGGAUGAUGAAGAAUACGAGGCGGUUGAUAGCCCCUUAGUCCGUCUCUCCCUGGAUCACCCUGUUCAGAAGGUGGGGGUGUUUGUGGAUUAUGAGGAGGGGGUGGUUUCCUUUUACAAUGUAGAUAGCGCAGAUCAUCUCUACUCCUUCACCGGCUGCUCCUUCACCGAGAAGGUCUACCCCUUCUUCAGUCCCUGUAAGAACGGCGGCGGCAGAAACUCUGCCCCACUGAUUAUCUCGCCUGUCAAAAAGCAAGUGUUUGGUGGCCAGAAAGAAUAUGAAAAGAGGAAGGCUGAGCUUCAGAGGGUGCGGCAGUUUGCGGUGGAGGUAACUCUGGAUCCCGACACAGCUCAUCCCGCUCUCAUCCUGUGGGAUGAUAAAAAGCAAGUAAGCUGCGGGGAUGUUUAUAAGAACCUCCCGGACAACGACAAGCGGUUUAAGAAAUGCGUUAACAUCUUAGGAAAGGAGAGUUUCUCUUCAGGAAGAUUUUACUUCGAAGUUCAGGUUAAGGGGAAGACCGCCUGGACUGUGGGAGUGGCCAAAGAGUCGAUCAACAGAGCAAAAAGCGUCACGCUGAGCACUCGAAAUGGCUACUGGACGCUGUGGUUGAAGAACGCAAAUGAGUACGAGGCUAACGAUAGCCCGACCGUGGGUCUCUCUCUGAGUCGCGGCCUUCAGAAGGUGGGGGUGUUCGUGGACUACGAGGAAGGCCUGGUCUCCUUUUACGACGUACAUGGAGCGAUACAUCUCUACUCCUUCACCGGCUGCUCCUUCACAGAGAACCUCUACCCCUUCUUCAGUCCCUCUACCAAUGACGAAGGUUUGAACUCCGCCCCUCUGACCAUUUCUCCCGUCCGUCCCAGUAGUCAAACAGAAGAUUAUGAAAAGAAGAAGGCAGAGCUGAUGAGCGUGCAGCAGUUUGCGGUGGAGGUGACUCUGGAUCCCGACACGGCCCAUCCCAGCCUCAUCCUGUCUGGUGACGGGAAGCAGGUUUACCACGGCGACGUGAGGAAGAUUCUACCGGACACCCCCGAGAGAUUCUACAAAUGCAUCAAUGUCUUGGGGGAGCCGGGUUUCUCAUCAGGAAAAUCUUACUUUGAGGUUCAGGUUAAACACAAAACCGAAUGGACUGUAGGAGUGGCCAGAGAGUCGAUUGAAAGGAAAGGAAAAAUCACACUUGGUCCUGGUUAUGGUAUCUGGACCAUUUGUUUGGAUGAUGAAGAAUAUGAGGCGGUUGAUAGCCCCUUAGUCCGUCUCUCUCUGGAUCACCCUCUCCAAAAGGUGGGGGUGUUCGUGGAUUACGAGGAGGGUCUGGUUUCCUUUUACAAUGUAGAUAGCGCAGAUCAUCUCUACUCCUUCACCGGCUGCUCCUUCACCGAGAAGCUCUACCCCUUCUUCUGUCCCUCUACCAAUGACGAUGGUCUAAACUCCGCCCCUCUGACCAUUUCUCCCGUCCGUCCCAGUGGUCAAAAAGAUGCAGAAAAGAAGGCCGAGCUGAUGAGCGUUCAGGAGUUUGCGGUGGAGGUGACUCUGGAUCCCGACACGGCUCAUCCCAGCCUCAUCCUGUCAGGGGAUGGAAAGCAGGUUUACCACGGAGAUGUGAGGAAGAUUCUACCGGACAACCCCGCGAGGUUCUAGAAAUGCGUGAACGUCUUGGGUGAACAGACUUUCUCUUCUGGAAAAUUUUACUUCCAGGUUCAGGUUAAAAACAAGACCGCCUGGACCUUGGGAGUUGUCAAAGAGUCGAUUGACAGGAAGGGAAACAUCCAGCUAUGUCCCAAAAAGGGGUUCUGGACGAUUUGGUUGAGGAACGGGAAGUACGUGGCCAACGAUAAAUCUGUAGUGAACCUCUACCUGAAUCAACCUCCUCAGAAGGUGGGAGUGUUUGUGGAUUAUGAGCAGCGUCUGGUCUCAUUUUACGAUGUCGAUGCUGAAGAUCUUCUCUACUCCUUCACCGACUGCUCCUUCUCCGAGAAGAUUGUUCCUUACUUAAGUCCCUGUCCCAACGACGAUGGCACAAACUCCACCCCCUUGAUCAUCUGUCCCGUCAAUAGAAACCCUUAAUCAUUCGAGUUGAUCAGGGUUCUGAUCUUUGUUGGCAAGGAAACUCUUUUCAGAGGUGCGUAAGUUAGUCUGUAAAUGUCAACACCUUCCUGGGUCGAAGGUCUUGGUUUAAAAAAGGGAAAACAAAAUAUCUUUUAAUGUGUGGUAUUUUCCAAAUUGAGUUUACUAUAUAUUGAAUAUGGAAUUUCUUCAUUCAUUUAUAUCUUCUUCAUUUACUGCGUGCAAAUUAUAUUAAAAUGUAAGGCUAUCAGAUAUAAUCAAUGUCAUCUAUUUUUUUACAUUCAAGUGAAACAAAGGACGAAAUUUUGUACAUCACACAAUUUUUCCUGAUGUUUGUUAAUGGAACUAAAGUACUUGGAAUUUGUAUUUUGUUAAUACAAAUAUUGCUGCACAAUAUGGCUGAAUUAUGAACCAAUUUCAAAUAAAGAAUUUAAGACGCU